Cloeon dipterum is the source of this 1847-nucleotide messenger RNA. It is a transcript of the gene eve, whose product is annotated as even skipped. Lineage: Eukaryota; Metazoa; Arthropoda; Insecta; Ephemeroptera; Baetidae. Gene Ontology annotation, cellular component: nucleus. The record is from RefSeq and is a predicted model, not a curated record. Gene Ontology annotation, molecular function: RNA polymerase II cis-regulatory region sequence-specific DNA binding; DNA-binding transcription factor activity, RNA polymerase II-specific. The coding region runs from base 77 to 991 and encodes 304 amino acids. Gene Ontology annotation, biological process: regulation of transcription by RNA polymerase II. The transcript has 4 exons.
CUAUCACUCAGUGCACGCUCGACGUCACCCACAAACACACCUUCUCUGCAACAACGAAAACAGCGAUCAUCAAGUCAUGCCCGAGCAUAGAGACAGAUCACACUCCAGCCACUACUACCUUCCUCAUCUCACGCAAGUACCCCCAUCAGUCUAUAACAGCACACACACUCCACCGGGCACACCAUCACCACCGGGACAGACCCAGACCUCACUGGCCAAUCAUCACCCGAUAGACGGCAGGCGACGAACGCCUAGCCCACUUCCCCUAGAGUCCACUAUGAAUUCGACUCUACAGGCAGGAGCUGCCGCCGCUGCUGCUGCAGCAGCCGCGGCUGCAGGCGGCGACCAGUCCGUUCGCCGAUACAGAACGGCCUUCACCCGUGAUCAACUGACUCGCCUGGAGAAGGAAUUCUUCAAGGAGAGCUACGUCUCCAGGCCGCGAAGAUGCGAACUCGCAGCCGAGCUUAAUCUUCCAGAAGCCACAAUCAAGGUGUGGUUCCAAAACAGGCGCAUGAAAGACAAGCGCCAACGCGUCGCCUUCACGUGGCCCUUUGCCAUGGUCGACCCGAGCCUGGCUGCUAGCUUCCUGCACCAAAUGGCAGUGAACAGCCCCGCCGCUUACUCGCCAUACGGGUAUUACAGCAACCCACUGCGCUACGCACCCUACCCAAUGCGGCCACAGCCGACCAGCCCUAGCAUGCUGGCCAGCAGCGCCCCGAUGCUCGGUUCUUUCCUCAGGGUGCCGACCCUGACGCCGCCUGGCGACGUGGCCUUUUGCAGCCACACCGAUCCGUUGACAUGCCGUUGCGCCAGUAGGCUGACUUCCUUCCCCUCCAGCCUGCGAAUUCCGUCCCAACGGCAGGAGGACAGAACCGACUCGCCCAGUAGCUCCCUCGGCAGCCCCAGCAGCCCUCAGCAGACCAUCACCGCCACGACGUCCACGCGAACGCAUCAACUCUUUCAGCCGUACAAGUCGGACAACUCCAACUGAAAUGUUAGCUGAUAGAUUAUCAUACCCAGGGAACGUGUUAAUUUUUUUAACCAUUCACCCCUCGCAUUUCAUCAAAAUUUUAUUUAUAACGCUAAAAGCAAUAAAAAAUCAAAUCCAUGCACAUCACCAACAGCUCGCAUACGCUUCUUUCACACCACGUUCCUUGCAGUUUGAAAUUCACAAUAGGAUUAGUUAAUAUAUUUGUAGGUUUAUUAUACGGAUGAUUUCAAUUUUUUUUAUUCUUUAUUAUGGUCUAACCCAUCAAUAAUUUUAUUCGUUCCGAAGUGGAUUAAUUUUAAAAUUGUUCCUGUUUAACUGGUAAAUCCAACUUAACUUAAUUUAAUUAUAAAUCAAAUUUAAUUCAUUUUUAAAGAAAUUUAAAGAAGGAUUUCAUUUCCUCUCAUUACGGUAAAGUUCCAAAUAGACAGUUUCCAAUAAAAUGUUUUCGUUCAUCUCAUAAUGGAACAAUUUUUAAAUCCUAUCUCACUAAAUGGAAAAUGGGUCUGAACUGAAUGGUAGUAUAUUUAAACGUUUUACGUUUAUUCGAAUUUGUUGACCUUAGGUUAACGUUUAAGCUAUAUAUGUUGAGCAAGUGUUUCUAUAUUUGGCGUACACUGCUCCUUCUAUGUCAAAUCGGCCCAGGUGUCAUUUGUGCUCUUUUCCAGUUCCAACUGAUAAACUGGAAAAUGGGGUCAAUGACUCAUUUAAGAAACGCAUUGCGUGGAUCAAAAAUAGAUAGUUGACGCAUUCCUGAGGGAAUAGCUAUAUAAGAUUGGUGCAGGGUUGAUUGGGGGUCGGAGCGGCGUUACCUGCUUCUUUUAUAUGAGUUUUUGAACAAUUUCUGUUGCUCAAAUGU